Molecule: messenger RNA, 2072 nt
Organism: Scylla paramamosain (green mud crab)
Lineage: Eukaryota; Metazoa; Arthropoda; Malacostraca; Decapoda; Portunidae
Product: p53 and DNA damage-regulated protein 1-like
Exons: 3
Coding region: 604-1986 (460 amino acids)
Molecular function (GO): nucleic acid binding; protein binding
Source: RefSeq, a predicted model, not a curated record
UUGAUCACCUUCACUGUUCAACAGUCCUGUACGCAGGGUUGACGGGUGCAACCACCGGUCACACCGAUCACAACGUAUGGGACCAUCCACAUCAUUCAAACUGCAUGUGCCGCAGGACACUUCAGCACACGCGUCACGCAGCACCAGUUCCGACUGUUAGCUUAAAUUAGACGAGUGGGCAAGAUCAGCUGACGCGCCAGAUGACGAGAGCGCCGACGGUCUCCCAAAACAGAAGACCGAAGAGCGUCCCUUCCACGCACAGCAGGUAGACUGACCUUCCGUCAUCCCCAAGCAACGGUGCUGACCACCAAGAGAUACCAAGCUUAGAAGAGUACAGGGAGUAAUCCUGCAGCGCUGUAAGCACCAGAAGGGAAGCCAUUACAGGCUGAAAUAAGGCCAGCUCAGCAGAACCUGAUGGGCUAACCUGCCAGCAGCUUGCACUUUCGUGAAACCUGCUCAGUCCCCAGCGUGUCCUGCUCAGUCCCCAGCAGAGCGAGAGUACACUCCUGGGGUGCCGCCGCCAGACGCAGCCCACGCCCCCAGUAAGGCAGAACGACAGACGAGGAGAGGAAUGUGGAAGAUGACAGAGAGAGGAGAGGCAGAAUGGCAGACAACAAGAUAAACAAGGACCAUGACAGAGAGAGGAGAGGCAGAAUGGCAGAGGAGAGGAGCAAGGAAGACAACAGAGAGAAAACAACAAAGGAUAGAGAACAUGAGGACACCCAGCAGCCCUUGUGGAACCCCUCAGCACCGUACCUCAAGUGGAAGGUGUUUGUGAGGGGAAAGGACUCCACUUUACAAGGCAGAGGCACGUGCGGGGAUGAGCAAGAGGACAGCGAAGAGGACCACUUGACACCAGCACAUGGGGAGGCCACCAGGAGCUUCUAUGAGAAUAUUGUGAGACAGGGAGACACACAAAGGGACAGAAGACAGGGGCACAGCAGCACAGACACAUGCAGGGAGGGAGACACAGAGAGAGACAGCCACACACGCAAACAUGGUCAUAGACAGACGCACACACGCGGACAAGACACUGAGGAGAGAGAUAGACACAGAAAAACAGACUUAACUAAAGAUAGACAGCCAGACACACGCACACAAGACACUACAAACAGCACUCACAUCUCUCUUCCCCACACACAACCCACACACACCCCUCCUCUGGGCCCACAGCACACCCACACAGCCCUCCGCCUUGCCCAGAAUGGCGACACGGCUGGCUUGUCCACAAUGCUUGAUGAGGGACUGAAUGUAAACACAAGAGACAGCUAUGGAUGGUCGCUGCUCAUGGUGGCUGCCUGUGCUGGGGCUGCCGACACUGUGAGGACCCUACUGACCCGAGGGGCAAGAACCGGGUACAGGGACGCGCGGGGCAACACAGCGCUGUACCUGGCGACAAUGAGGGGCCACAGGGAAGUGACAGAGAUGCUGAUUAAGGCAAACAAACGGACAAACAAACAAACAGUGCGCAGAGUGGGACGUGAAAGCCGUGAAAAUUCAAGUACAGGUUCCAGCUCGUCAGGGAGGGAAGAAGAGGAGGAGGAGUACUUCUGCGACACAUGUGAGGUGUUGGUGAAGGAGAGAGAGAGGACGAGACACAAGGCAUCCAUCGUACACCAGUUUAAGACGACAACAGGACAGACACGCACACAGUAUGGGAUCCCACCAUCUAACCGAGGCUACCAGCUGUUAGUAGGGCAGGGCUGGGAUGCAGAUGGGGGCUUGGGGUCUGAACAGCAGGGCCUCAAGUUUCCUGUGAAGACUGUGCUGAAGAGAGACAGGAAGGGGUUAGGGGCAGGCCAAGGGAUGCCGAGGGUGACACAUUUUGGCCCUGGGGAUGCUGGUGCGGUGAAGAGGACCCGAGGAAGUGUUGGGAGGGUGGAGCGCAUUGCCACCAUCAGCAGGAGAGAGGCCAGGCAGAGGAAGGUGAAGGAGCAGAAAGAGGAGAUUAGAUUAAGAAGAAUGCUGAAUGAACCAGAUUUCUGAAUUUCUCUCUCUCUCUCUCUCUCUCUCUCUCUCUCUCUCUCUCUCUCUCUCUCUCUCUCUCUCUCUCUCUCUCUCUCUCUCUCUCU